AUACAUAGAAAGUAGGCCUAUUGACUAUUUGUUCACGGGAAUGUCAUUCGGAGUUACCUCCCUUCCAUGUAGCUCUUUUGACAAUAGAAUUCGACGGUGCAUCCACGAGUUCGGGUUUAGGACAACACUGAUCAUUGCACCUUCAACUUACUGACAUGAGAGGGAAACAGUCAAAAAAACUUUUUAUACAAAUAUUGUGAUAACGUAGCGUCAUUAGGGUAAGACAGUCGAGCAAGUUGAUGUGUUGUCGAGACAGUGUCUGACAGUUGUCAGAGUUGUUAUAUAACCAAAGUAAGCUGCACAUGAGCCGGUUUUUCAAAGUAAACUUAACUUAUAGGAUAUAACAAAGCUACCUACUCGGGAAUUGACGAAAAAUGGAAACAGAAGAUUAUGAAAAAUACAAAAAGUGUUCAGAAAUGGUUGAGGAAUGUAUGAAAGAAGAUAGGCUGCUAAGCUUGUUAGUUGAUGAACUGCAGAAAAACAAAUGCACAAUAAAGGAUAAGGAUAGCCUUUUAUCUUUUAGAUGUGGAAAUCCCAGAUCUCAACAAUUCCAAAAUAGGCCAACAAAGACUGUCAUUGGCCUGGAAACUGAACAGGAUGAAAAGAAGACAUUUUGCACUUCAUUACGCCAUGAAUUGUUACAUAGUUAUGACAACUGCAAAAGUAGCCUAAAUCCUUUGUACCCGACUCAUAUGACAUGUACUGAGAUACAUUCUUAUGACCUUUUUAGUUGCGACCAGGAGGAAGUUAAGAGGCUUGCUCCGGUAUUUGAUAAAAAUGUUAGCAGGAAAGAGCAAGCAAGAGCACGUAUCCCAGAGGAACUCCACCAGAAUUGUGUAUGGCAGCUAACUUUGAAAUCUUUGAUGAAAAAUUAUGACUACUCUCGAGAGAAAAGCACAAAGUCAUUGGAGAUCGUUUGGAACAGGUGUUACAAUAACCUGGAGCCUUUUGGAGAACGACAAAGACUUGGGCCAGUUGACAAAGAAUAACAAUUUUGUGAAGGCAAAUAUUAUGGACUGAUUUCCACACAACUUAUUGACUUGUAUUUUUUUCUGUGAUUAAUGAUAUCUAAUGAAUCGGUGUGCAGUUUGAGACAGUUUGAGAAUUACCAAGCUGACUAAUUUGUAUAAAGAUGUGCCACUCUG
Messenger RNA from Mizuhopecten yessoensis (Yesso scallop), 1145 nucleotides. Its product is annotated as mitochondrial inner membrane protease ATP23 homolog. Gene Ontology annotation, cellular component: extrinsic component of mitochondrial inner membrane. The record is from RefSeq and is a predicted model, not a curated record. Gene Ontology annotation, molecular function: metalloendopeptidase activity. The transcript is spliced from 7 exons. Gene Ontology annotation, biological process: mitochondrial proton-transporting ATP synthase complex assembly; mitochondrial protein processing. Bases 375 to 989 code for a protein of 204 amino acids. Lineage: Eukaryota; Metazoa; Mollusca; Bivalvia; Pectinida; Pectinidae.